Guyanagaster necrorhizus is the source of this 1072-nucleotide messenger RNA. Its product is annotated as 6-phosphogluconolactonase. Gene Ontology annotation, molecular function: 6-phosphogluconolactonase activity. NCBI's taxonomy places the organism in Eukaryota, Fungi, Basidiomycota, Agaricomycetes, Agaricales, Physalacriaceae. Gene Ontology annotation, biological process: carbohydrate metabolic process; pentose-phosphate shunt. The coding region runs from base 38 to 820 and encodes 260 amino acids. The record is from RefSeq and is a predicted model, not a curated record. The transcript is spliced from 2 exons.
UUUUUGUGUCCAACGCUUCUUCUAGUUCCCGUGAAAAAUGGCUGCCGUUCAUCACUCUCCCAAUCCGCCCAUCGUGUAUUCCUUCCCAUUUGUCGACAAGCUUGUCGCCUCUCUCGCAGAGUUCAUCAUCAAGGCGCAGCGGGAGUCCAUUGACAAGAAGGGGAAGUUUACCAUCGCCUUGUCCGGUGGAUCCCUACCAAACGCAUUGAAGGGAUUAAUUGGAAAUCCAGGAGUGAAAUGGGACAAAUGGCAGGUAUUUUAUGUGGAUGAGCGCGUUGUUCCCCUCGACAAUCCUGAUUCAAAUCAUCUCGCGUUCACCGAAAUACUGUUCUCGAAGGUCCCCAUUCCUACCAGCCACAUCCAUACUCUCGACCCUUCCCUUCUCGACGAUCUCGAGGAACUUUCCGACGCGUAUGAAAAGGAGCUCAUCAAGGAAUUUGCUCAAAAGGACUCCGCCCGUUUCCCUGUUUUUGACCUCAUUCUUCUCGGUAUGGGUCCAGAUGGACACACAGCAUCCUUAUUCCCCGGUCACGAGUUGUUGGCAGAGGAUGAUCGCUGGGUGGCAUAUCUAGAGGACUCGCCAAAACCGCCAGCGAAACGAAUCACAUUCACCUACCCUGUCAUCAAUCAUGCUGCAAGGGUUGCCUUCUUUGCUGUCGGAGAAGGGAAGGUUGAAAUGUUGAGCAGCGUCUUAGACAAACCGGAAGAAGGUUUGCCAUCUUCGCGUGUCAAACCGGUUUACCCAGGGCAUCUUUACUGGUUCGUUGAUGACCAGGCAGCGGCCAAGUUGGAGUAUCCAAAGACUGCUUUCAAACUUUAACCGGUGUUAGGACAAAGAUAAGGAACAAGAAGUUGUUUAAAUAUGCUAUUCUGUAUUCAUUGCUUACCGAUGUUUUUAUAUGCUCCCUUUAACCAUGCGGUGAUGUUCUUACUUUACUUUAUAAGCAACCUUUGGUUGAAACUAGUGGAAAGUUCUCUUAGUCUAUUGAGUCACAGGCACACUCCAGUCACUCUCAAUCGUACCCAUCUGCCUGCCUACUAAUUCUUUCCAGAUAGGUCUCGAAAUGGGGCC